Ostrinia furnacalis (Asian corn borer) is the source of this 2072-nucleotide messenger RNA. Its product is annotated as non-specific lipid-transfer protein-like. NCBI's taxonomy places the organism in Eukaryota, Metazoa, Arthropoda, Insecta, Lepidoptera, Crambidae. The transcript has 2 exons. Gene Ontology annotation, molecular function: acyltransferase activity, transferring groups other than amino-acyl groups. The coding region runs from base 708 to 1919 and encodes 403 amino acids. The record is from RefSeq and is a predicted model, not a curated record.
GACAUCCACUGCUGGACAAAAACCUCCCCUUUGGAUUUCCACAAUGACCGGUCCUGAACUGCCCACAUCUAGGUGCUUCCCGCUAUCCUCGUUAGUUCGUCGGUCCACCGAGUGGUGGCUAUAUUAAUUUAUCAGGACAUCAAAUUACUCGAAAACAUAAUAAAUUACAACAAUUUCUAUAAAACGUAAUGGCAGAUAUCAGUUAAACACCCAAUUAAUUCAGCAUAAAAUUUUUGGAGUCGUCAACUAAGGUUAAGGUUAAAAUUAACCUAGUACAUAAUUAUUUACACACGAAAACAUAGCUGACAUUAUUUUAGUGCAAAUUAUAAAUAUUUAUUAAUUUCUUUCAUCGCGUCGUCGGCCAUUUUGCCAUUGUUUUGUAGACAAAAAACGCUUUGAAGUUGUAGGUAAAAAAUAUUGACCAGAAAAAAAUAUGCAAGUAAAUACAUAGUUUUUUAUCUUAUUUGUUCUUGGUAUAAGCUACUCAAAUAUCUUCACUUUUAGCAUUUCUUACGAGUGUAAUCAAAUUUGCCUUGGCUGCUAAGCGCAUUUAUGGUAUAAUUAAUAAGAUUAAUGUUUACUGUUACAUUGUUAUCGAGCCACGAACGAAAUAAAAUUAUACGUCGUCCAUUAUUAUUAUUAUUGUUAUCGUAAACACCUUAUUUGCCACUUCGUAUCGGUUGCUUCAAGAUAGCAAACGUGUGAACAUGAAAAACAAAGUGUACAUUGUCGGCGUUGGUGUUAGUAAAUUCACUAAACCUAGCAGUACUUCGUACUUGGUGUAUUCAAAGGAAACUAUUGUGGACGCUCUUGCAGAUGCGAGGAUCACUUACGAAGACCUAGAGCAAGUAUUCGUUGGGUAUACCUCAAGCCCAUGCAGUGCCGAUUCCUGUUAUGGCCAGAGGAUAUGCUAUGAAAUCGGUAUGACAGCCAUUCCCAUCCACAACGUAAAUAAUAAUGGUGCUACAGGAGCAACGGCUAUAUUCUUAGCUUCCCAACUAAUACAAGGAGGGAUUAUAGAUGUAGCAUUGGCGCUAGGAUUUGAGAUGAUGACGCCUGGAGCCCUCAAGUCUAAAUACACUGAUAGAAGUCUGCCAGGAAUAUUGCAAGCCCAAAAAAUGAUGGAGCUCACUGAACUAUCCGACGCUCCAGUGCCUGUCCAAUUCUUCGCAAAUGCAGGUAUCGAGCAUAUGCAAAAGUACGGCACUACUGAAGUACAUCUGGCGAAAAUCGCAGCGAAAAAUUAUAAGCAUGCAUCAAGAAACCCUAGAGCUAUCAGUGACAAGGAGUAUACUGUUCAAGAAAUACUGGAAUCCAAGAAAAUACACGGCCCAGUGACAUUACUGCAAUGCUGCAGGAAUAGUGACGGAGCGGGCGCGGUGGUUAUCAUGUCAGAAAACGCUGUCAAUAAAUAUAAUCUUUGGGAUAAGGCAGUGGAAAUUGUUGGUAUGGAGCUUGCUACUGAUACGGCUGAUGUCUUCACUGAUAACAGCCUGAUGAAGGUAGCUGGGUAUGGAAUGACUUGUCUAGCUGCUCAACGCUUGUAUCAGAAGACAGGAGUAUCUCCAAAUGACAUUGAUGUAGUGGAACUCCACGAUUGCUUUUCUCCAAACGAGCUGAUAACUUAUGAAGGUCUUCAGCUGUGUAAGGAGGGGGAAGCUGGGAAGUUUAUUGAUGCUGGGGAUAAUACUUAUGGGGGGAAAGUGGUGGUGAAUCCCAGCGGUGGACUGAUUGGGAAGGGGCACCCAAUUGCAGCGUCUGGUGUGGCCCAGUGUGCUGAGCUGGUGUGGCAAUUGAGAGGAGAUGCUGGAGCAAGACAGGUCCCCAAUGCAAAGAUAGGUUUGCAGCACACAUUGGGAUUGGGUGGAGCUACGGUGGUGGGGUUAUACAGAAAAGUAACGAAGAACAAUGCCUCUUAAACUUAACCAUUGGAAAGUUAUAAUGAUAACUCGAAGUCAGCUAAUACCAUUGAAUAAAGAGUAGCUGCAAUGCCCCUAAAAAACUCCAGGAAAAUGGCUAUACAUGGACGAUACUCGAGAUGAAUACAUUACAUUCCCUCUAAUAUGGUCGAG